This is a messenger RNA of Geodia barretti, 3898 nucleotides long. NCBI's taxonomy places the organism in Eukaryota, Metazoa, Porifera, Demospongiae, Tetractinellida, Geodiidae. The record is from the annotation of a GenBank genome assembly.
AGCUAACUUUACCCUGUCGAAGGUGAGUGAGGUGCCAUGGAGGAGGAGGGGGAAGGUGGGUCUAAAGAGAGAGGAAUGUUGCAGCUGUCCCAGGACACAGGCUCUCAGGAAGACAGGUGCUCCCUGAAGGUGAAUGGGACAGCCUGGCAGGUCUUCCCAGUGCAGCUCUUUCAGAGCGAACGUUACGACGCAUCUCACACACUCCAUUGUUUGCACCGGCGAAGGUCAAAUUUUGAUUUCAAAUUUCAAAAUUUCCCGGGAGAUUUGCCAAAUUUGAUUGGUUGGCCGGAGCCCACACCCAUGUGCGGUUUUUCGCCGCUUGAGCCUGCCUUCUUAGUAUGGAGAGGUACGAGAAGAUUCGUGUAAUAGGACAAGGCGCCUUCGGGAAGGUGUUCCUGUGCCGCGGGAAGGUCAAGAAACAGCAACUGAUAGUUAUAAAACAGAUCCCUCUGGACGAACUCCAAAAUAUCGAGCGAAAAGCUGCUCGGAAUGAGGUGGAAGUUCUAUCGAUCUUGAAGCACCCGAACAUCAUUGCCUACUUUGACAACUUUGUGGAGGAGAAGAGCCUGAUGAUAGUGAUGGAGUAUGCUCCAGGCGGGACCCUCUUCGAGUUCAUCCAGGACAGGAACGGAGUCUUCAUGGAGGAGGAGCACAUCCUACAGUUCUUUGCCCAGCUAUUGGUGGCCAUAGAACACAUCCACUCACUCAACAUCCUCCAUCGAGACCUCAAGACCCAGAACAUCAUGCUCAACAAGAAGAGAACGGUUCUAAAGAUCGGAGAUUUCGGCAUUUCCAAAGUUCUCUCCAGCAAAAUAACCUCUGCCCAAACAGUGGUUGGAACUCCAUGCUAUAUUUCUCCCGAAAUCUGCGAGGGAAAGCCUUACGCCAAGAAGUCUGACAUAUGGGCCCUGGGCUGCAUUCUGUACGAGCUGACCACACUCAAGAAAGCUUUCGAGGGACCGAACCUUCCGGCACUGGUGAUGAAGAUAAUGCAGGCCUCGGCGGCACUGCGACCUCUGGAAUCUUGCUACAGCCGCGGACUCAAGGACCUCAUCUACUCGCUGUUGCAGCGUAACCCUGAUGACCGCCCUGACGUACACCUCGCCAUGGCAAACCCGUUUGUCGUGAACCCCCUCAUGAACCUGAGUACAGAUAUAGGGAGGCUGCCCUGCACACGUCCGUAUUCCAAGCCGGAGGGCCGGAGGUCAGACUCUGGGGUGGAGACUGGAACCGAGUCUGGGAUGAUGGGGUCUGGACUCAGGAAAGGAGUGAGGCAGAGGUCGUUCUUCGAGGACGAGUACAGCACCGCCACUGGAGAGUCGGCAGGCAGUCUCAAGUUUGUGCUCCAGACAACUGUCUACAUGUGGGGCAACGGGACCCCUCUCCCCCUCGUCCUCCCCUCCCCCUCCGACUCUCGGGUGGUGGGCAUGGCUUGUGGGCGGAGCCAGAAGACGGGGGUCACGGAGGAUGGAAAACUCUUUCUGUGGCAGUCUUCUCUGUCGCCAGCUAGUGCUGUUGCCAUGACGCUGGGACCACACCCAAAGAGCCCCGCCCAGACCCCCCAGGAGAUGAUGACUAAGCUAAUUACUGGAGAAUCCUCUGCAUUCAUCAGGAAGGUCUCCAGUGGCGACAUGUACUACGCCUGUUUAACCGAUAAAGGCAUACUUAUGACGUUUGGGAGCGGAGUGAACGGUUGUCUUGGUUACGGUAACUACGACGAUGCACCUGAGCCAAAGUUGGUGCCAGCGAUGCUGGACUUUGAAACAGUGGAGGUUGACUGCGGCCAGGCCCACGUGGUCGCUGUCACAGCUGAUCAAGAAGUGUUCAGUUGGGGAAGAGGAGAUCAUGGUCAGCUGGGUCUGGGUAGCCAUGACAGCUACUCCACCCCGCAGAGAGUGACCCUCCCUCCCCCGCUCUCCGUGGGGCAGGACGGGGUUAAAGUUGCGGCAGUUUGCUGCGGCUCCGACUGUUCUCUCCUCAUCACCUCCACUGGCAGACUCCUGGCUGCCGGCAACAACAGGUUCAACAAACUGACUCUGGACACUGAUGCCACUGAAGAUGGUGAAGAAGAUGAUGACACCCUUGUUCUCCCUCCUGCCGACAAAGACGAUGGGCUCCAUUUAGAAUCAGGAGUGAACAAACCUGCGGAGUCCUCACCCGCUCAGUCGCGACUCCCUCGAACUCUCGCAAGCCCCUCCCCACAGCCUGGGUUGGCUCCACCCCCUCUCUCGUUCCUUCAGGAAACGAGGGAAGGGGAGGGGCAGCCAGCCAUCCUGAAACUUCUGGACCCAACGCAGCUCUCCACUUCUUCCUUUGUCAUGUCCUCCAUUAAGGUGGAGCCCCUGUGGGAGCUCUCUUUAUACAUAGGGUUUAGUGUAGUACAUACAUACAUAUGCAUUUGUACUUUUUAGCGAGCACAUAAGAAGGUGCCCAAAAAACUUGCGUACUUUUAGCAAGCAAGUGAGAAAAAUGACAAGCAUCCUGAAAAUUUUGACUAAAACUGGCAAAUUCUGUGGAAUGAAAAAAUUUGGUGACCCAAAUUUUUAAUGGUCAUCAGCUAGGGAACAAUUUUGAGGAAUCCGUGUCAUACGUAAAAUACCCCUUUCUUCUUGUUAAUCUUAUUCUGCAGUUGAGGAAAUCUGGAGAACCAGAUGCCAAUCACAGUGUGGGCGGAGCCUCACUGCCUACAACAACUAGACGUGUCUCCCUGACUGACCGGAAGAGAGGUCAAAGGUCGGAUUGACGAGGCACAAGUGUUCAGGGAGAGUGGGAGCCAGCUGAUAAGGGGGCGGAAUAUAGUUGCUGUUGCCGUGGGAACUAACCAUACCGCCAUGGUUACCGAUGUUGGUGAGGUGAUAACCUCGGGGGACAACAUGUUUGGGCAGUUGGGGUACCCCAAGGGUAAGGGGGAGAGGGACCCUGGAGUGGUGGAGUCACUGGGGGAGAGGGGACCAGUCAGACUCGUCGCCUGCGGUGACUGCUUCACCGUUAUCUCCACUGAAGAUCACAAGGUGUAUUCGUGGGGCAGUGGGAAGAGGGGGAGAUUGGGGAGGGAGUACAAGGAGGAGUCAUCAUGUUACCCACAGCCAGUCCUCUUUGAGGGAUCGUCCAUUCAGUCCAUUGUCUGUUCCCACGGCAACACCCUCCUACUCUCUGUAUCAACUCCGUCAUGACAUCAUCAUUACAUCAGCUUUUUCACAAUCAAACAAUCAUUUCAUGACAUUUAUAAUUUAUUACGUUUUUAAUUAGUACAAAAGAUUAUUACAUGAUACAAACAAGAUACAAACUUGACAUACAUCCAGAAAUAAACACUUCAAUUAAUCCUCUUGUAAUACUAACAGACGAACUUUGCCCGACAAAUUGCUCAGGGUCUCUAUGGCAACGUCUUUGGCCACCCCCACUAACAGAGUGUCGUUGACGGCAAUGAGCUCAUCUCCAGACUUGAGUCUGCCGUCACGCUCUGCCAGACUGUUGGGAAGGACCCUCUUGAUAAUGAUAGGGAGAUCCCCGCUCGGUGAGCCACUCCCCCCAACGAUGCUGAUUCCCAGUGCAGGACUGUCCGGUUCCAGUUCCAAAUAGAUCUCUAACAUUCUGUCAUCUGCAAACAACUGUUCCAACUCGGCAGGGUCCAUGUCCGAAUUCAUGAGGUCAAAGUCCUCCAGUAGCGGCGGAAAACUCCACCUCUUCCCGGCAUCGCCGUUCACCAUUGCAACCACCUCACAACCGUCAACCUCUCCGUUCACCAUGGCAACCGCCUCCCCGCCAUUCACCGUGGCAACCUCUUGAGUUCCCUGCUCUGUUGCAGCUCCAAAAACUUCCUCGAUUCCAUUCUCUCCCACUCUCUCCCCCACUCCUCUGUCAUUAUCUUCCUCCGUCUCCUCCUUGAUUGCAGGGGCUU